CACAUAUGUAUCUUAAGUUAUCAGAACAGCUCAAUGUUAUGCUGUGACAAAAUUAAGAAAACAUGGCGAAGCUAACCUGGAUUAUUUUCGGGAUUUUUGUUGUCUGUUGUAGUGCUCAUUUUGGAAUUGACCGUAAUGGCCAGCAGUUUCUACAGAGACAAAAAUCCAAUCCCUUCAACAGAACACCACAGAGCUUUUUGAGUUCGUUGGGAGUAAAUCCCGAAGACCGCAAAUGUUUUACUUUGGCUAGACGCCAGUUCUACAUAAGCCGUCUGGUACAUUACCCUUGCAACAGACAACGACCUGGCGUUCCUGUGUUAAGAUGGUUCAUGGGAAGAUGCAGGCAUCAUAAAAGACAAUUUGGUCCAACAUGUGUCAGUUAUUACCGAGAGCCUGUUUACAGGUAUUACAGAAUCCCUGUUUGCUGUCCGGGAUACGCCAUGGAUAGGAAUGGAAAAUGCUCGAUCAAAACAACUCGGCUGACGAAUAACAGUGGCAGAAAUAAUGGAGAAAUGAUGUCUGUUGCAUCAAAGAUGAGGCAAGCGAUGUGGCAUAGGGCCAAACAAGAUAUGGAAAGACGCCGUGCUAUGUUUUUCAUGAAUAUGAGGGACAAUAGAAGAAACAACAGACCCAUGAUGCCGCCAAGAAUGCAGCUUAGAAGACCACCAAUGUCACCAAUGUUCAACAUGUACAACAGACAGCAAAUGCCAACCCCACCAAAGGUUGCUUUCCUCAGAUUUAACAGACCAACACUCCCGAGGCCACCAAUGCCUCACCCUGUGCAACAGCCACCUCUUAGCGGUCGCAUGGUUAGAAUUAUUAAACGCAAAAUAAUUCCUCUUUUCCCAUUUAUACGGAGGAAUGACAGAAGGUUAGACAGAAUUAGACCACCAAUGGUUCCAAGGGUUGUACUAUCUGGAAGAAUUAGUGCGUUACCAAUGAAUGGAAUGAGGGAAUUCCACCCACCAAUGCCAUCCCUACCCCGCAUUGAGCCACCUUUCCAACCGUUUAUGAAUAAUGAACAUUCACAGGAAAAUGGCCAGCGAAAUCCAGAUUUUGGGCAGCAGCCAAGAGAUUAUCAGCCAGAUGGAUUUCAUGAUCCGCAUGACCAACGUCAUGACCAACAUCAUGACCAACAUCAUCCUGAAACACAUGGUUUUCACGAACCAUUCCCAGGAGAGAGUCGAAUGACUCCCGAGGAUGCUAUGCAAGUUGAUUUGCCAAAUGAACCAGUUCAGAUGCCCGACCUUGUAGUUGAACAAGCUCCAACAAACAACAUGAACCAGGAUUCGUGCAUCGUGAAGCUUGAGUCAGCAGUGAAAACUUGCCUGAAACAGAACAACAUUGAUGUACCAGACGUUAUGUCUGCUUUUGAACCAUUUAAUGAUGACAAGUCUAGGGUGCUCUGCGAGGCGGAAGAUGCCAUUUUCAAUUGUAUUACCGAAACAUUAAAGGAUUGCAAAGAAGGCAAUGAUGCAAAUAUUGCACGCGAUAUGCUCCUAGAAACAGCCCAAACAGUCCAGAGCAUGUGCGAAAUGAGACAAGCAAAUGUUGCCUCAGGUGAUACCCCACCACCACAAGAGGAGAAUGUACAAGGCGCUGAUACCGUUGCCACUGUAGAAAAUGUGGACGACAUUCCCACUGAUGUAAAUGCUGCACCAACACCUGAUAAAGAACAGAUCACCAUCAUCGAAGACAGUCCAGCAGUUGCUGAUACUCCAUCUGCACAAGCAGUCAAAGAAGCAAUCCAACACGAGGUCCAUGUUCAGGAGAUGAGAAUGAAGGAAUACUUGUUACCAAUCCUGGUUGGUGCUGGUGUUGGUUUCAUGGUGCUAGUCCUCUUUAUGUCUCUUCUCAUAUGUUGCUGCUGCAAGAGAAAGCUCAGGAAGAAGAUGAAGAUGGCUAAGGAAAUGGAGAAACCGCCGCUUCAAGAUGGUAUUUACACUAUUGGCAUCGCCCCACCCACAUAUGAGACGAAUGGUAUUCCACCAAUGUACUAUGAAGAGGCCAAGGGAGAGAAGAUCACGUCCCGAAGCUCAGCUGUCCUUGAGGGCUCCGAGGCCCUGGAUGAGGCAGAGGGAGUCAAGAUGUAGAUUAACUUAAACAUUUCUAUGAAGAAAAGUCACUUUUGAUUCUUUACAAUUAAGGAAUUUUGCUGCAGUACGAGCGGAUGCUGUAAAUAGAUUUUUUUCUGCUUAAAGUUAGAUAGGUCUAUUAAACCUUUUUUUUGAAAUGUAAGGAAAAGCUAGUAGAUGUCGCUUGUUACUUGCAGAAACUUUUGAAAAACAAACUUUUGUUGGACUGUCGCUUGAAAUAACAAAGUCUGUAUAUGUAAAGUGUGCAUUAUGUAUUUUCUAACUCCUACAUAAUAUCAAGUCAGCAUAACAAUUUUAAAUAUGUUCUAAAGACUGAAAAGAUCCUUUACGAUCAUAGUGUCCCUUUAAAUGAUUUGUACAUAAGUAUUUGUGUGUCAAUAUAUCUUACAUUUAUAACCACAAUUAAUUUAAUAAAUGUUUAAUUCUUGUUUAUUCUGUCAAAUAUGUGACCAUAUUUCAAUUCUAAUAUUGAAUGAAUUUACUUACCCCUUUUUGAGACAUAAUUAUUGUAUAUGAAAGAUUCUCUUUGUCAAUGAUUUCAACGAAUGAUCUUAAAAUCACUCUUUUUUGUGUAUGAGAAGUAAUAUUUUUCAUGUUUUGUACACAAAUAUUAAAAAAAGUGAUCUCUUA
Molecule: messenger RNA, 2726 nt
Organism: Mercenaria mercenaria
Lineage: Eukaryota; Metazoa; Mollusca; Bivalvia; Venerida; Veneridae
Exons: 11
Coding region: 63-2093 (676 amino acids)
Source: RefSeq, a predicted model, not a curated record